AGCCCAAUAGCUUCUGGAAAUUUGAGCUCAACUCCAUUUAUUUAUAUGGAAGCUGCUUUAUUUAUAUUAGUGUGAAAAAACCAAAGAAAAAUAGAAAAACUCCAUUUAUCACUAUCACCCAACCAAAUGCUGCUCUUUACAUUCCCUCCACAAACUCCAUUCCCAACUACCCUUUCCAAUUACACUUUUGCCCCUCUCUUCCCACCCAAUUACAUCAAACCCCAGCCUCACUCUCCCUGCUCCUGCCGCGCCACCGCCAACACCUCCGCUCAGCGCCCCCUCUUCCUCGCCGCCACCGCCUCCACCUCCCUCCGACAAGUCAGCUUCACUUCCGACGACGACGACGACGAGAAAUCGCAGGAUGAGGACUCGAUGGUGCCAUCUGCAGCUGCCCUGGCAGCGGCCAUACGCGCCGCGUCCACUUCUCCGGUGGAGUUCGUCCAGAGGAUAGAGAAAGGAGGCAGCCGCGGCGCCGCCGCUGAGAAUAAGGCUUUGGUGCUGCCGAGUCAGGAUUUUCAGCGGCUUUGUCUCGAGCAGCUCGAUCUCUUCCGCCGCAUCGUUGACCGCGAUGCUCUUCUCUCGGUCUAUGUCAGACCGGCUGGUAGUUAUGUCAUGGAUCGAUUGGAGUUGCGUCGUGUGACUUCUUAUCCUGGUGUACAUGCGGCUGAUAUUGUUGUUUUAGUUGGUAACUUUAGUAUGCCAGCUGGACUAAGAGUUGCAGAAGCGGCGAUUUCAAGUCAACAGGCAGAAGUUUUUCCCGAGCUUGGUGCUGUAGUUUUCCCCAUGGUAACACAUCCAUUUGUUGUGGGCUUCUUAGUUGCUGAGCUUCCAAAGGUGGGUCUAGAGAGAGAAUGGCGUGACGCAGAAGAGCGUCCGUUUACUGGAAAAUCUUUUUCCUUGCCCCAAAGCAUGGAUCCACAAUCACUGGAUGUACAAACUUUCGAGGAUCACUCGGUCGACAUGCCAAAGUUUUCCACCGAACAGAAAUUAAAUGCCAUAAAUAUCACCCGUUCACUAGCCAUGGCUUAUGUCAUGGAUCAGAAAGCAAUGCUACUGCAGCAAUCAUCAUGGCAAAAUAACGUUAGGAUGAAUAAUUUGGUUGAGCAAAUUCGAGGCCCUCUUUCCAGCAUUCAAACAUUGAGCAGAAUGUUAUCUCUUCACUUGAAGAGAAGUGAGAUAUCCUACGAUAUUGUUGAAGACAUUCUUGUGCAGGGUGAUCAUAUGAGAGAUACUCUUCAGCAGCUACAAGAUGCUGUCUACUUGACAAAGGCUAAUAUAAUGCGUUAUAACAAUGAAUCGUUAAAGAACACGCAACAGCCGUCGAAAGCAAAGCCGGAAAUGAGUUCUCAAUUAUCUAGUAGCCACCUAUCCAUGGAAACUUCGAUCACUAAGAUGCAAGAAUCUGGUCAAUUGUCCAUUAGUUCAACUUUCAAGGAUUCAGAGUUUCCCAUGCCGCCUCUUGCUCUUGCUCCUUCACAGGAACAGGAAAUUAGAAGACCAUGCACAAUUUCCGACGUACUGCAAGAUUUGGUUGGAGCGAUAAAACCUCUUGCGCAUAAGCAACAACGAGUUGUGGAACUAUGUGAUCUUUCAAGUUCCUUAAAGGUUGCGGUUGAAGAACCCGCUUUACGUCAAGCUCUGAGCAAUUUAAUAGAGGGUGCUUUGUUACGAACAGAAGUCGGAGGAAGAAUCGAAAUUGUCUCCACUGGAGCUCCGGCAGGUGGGGCUCUCGUCAUCAUUGAUGAUGAUGGGCCUGACAUGCACUAUAUGACGCAAAUGCAUGCACUUACACCAUUUGGGACAGAUCUAUCUGGCGAAGGUAGGAUAGAAGACAACAUGACCUGGAACUUCAUUGCAGGUUUGACUGUUGCUCGAGAGAUACUGGAGAAUUACGGGUGUGUUGUUCGCGUUAUAUCUCCAAGAAACACAGAUGGAGUCUUCGGAGUUGGUGGGACCCGUCUAGAGAUUUGGCUUCCGUCUUUCUCGUCUACUACAUCAUCAUCCUCAGAUACACAGAACUGUGCCUGAAAAGCCACGACAACUCUCUUCAGCUGUAAUGAUUCUCAACCAUACUCGUUAAAUUCAAAUGGUUAAAUCCGUGAUAUCAUAUAGUCUCGUAGCUUUCGAGUUUUAGAAAUUUUAUAUUUUUGGCUUGCAUGUUUUUUCUGUACAUAAUAAUAAUAAUCACACACCAUUCCCUCAUUAGCUAUGGCCGACGAAAUGCUUUUAAACAUUUGCGAGCAUUGGCUCCAUAGGUAUGCUACAGUAGGUGGAAUGUGUAUCAUGUUAAAGUUUCACUUCAUCGACACAAUUACUCGGGAUGUAAUGUAUUCGAUGUAGAAGAAGUUUGUGCUACAAACAUUCCGAGUGCGGAUUGACAACAAUGGAUAUAAUAAUUUGUAAGUUUGGAUCGG
Molecule: messenger RNA, 2414 nt
Organism: Erythranthe guttata (spotted monkey flower)
Lineage: Eukaryota; Viridiplantae; Streptophyta; Magnoliopsida; Lamiales; Phrymaceae
Gene: CSK
Product: chloroplast sensor kinase
Source: RefSeq, a predicted model, not a curated record